AUGGAGACCAUGCAUGGAUACGGCGACUCGUGGUUCGAGAACCUCAACACCCAAAGAAUGCAGUACGAGCAACAACAUCAACCACACAACUACGGCGACUCGUGGUUCGAGAACCUCAAUAACCAGAGAGUGCAGUACGAGCAACAACACCAACCACACAACUACGGGGCAGCUUGGUUCGACGGUUUCGAGCAAAUGUGGGAACAAUGGCAAGACUCCAAGAACGGGGGACACGCCUGA
This is a messenger RNA of Cladophialophora bantiana CBS 173.52, 240 nucleotides long. RefSeq lists its product as uncharacterized. The record is from RefSeq and is a predicted model, not a curated record. The coding region runs from base 1 to 240 and encodes 79 amino acids. NCBI's taxonomy places the organism in Eukaryota, Fungi, Ascomycota, Eurotiomycetes, Chaetothyriales, Herpotrichiellaceae. The transcript has a single exon.